UCGGGACGGGUCGGAAUAACUGGAUUAUAAUCUGGGUUUGCGCGUCCACGUGAUUUCCCCGCUGCGCGGUUUUCUGCCGUUUCCUCGCUCGGGAUUCUCCGUUAAUUAGUCUGGUCGGUUUCUGAUGACUUUAGUAAUCCCGCCAUGAGCGCUUCUGGAGCCGCGGGCGAGUCCAAACUCGAGGCUGUGAUUCAGAGGCUGGAGGACAGUGUUCUGGCCGAGGAGAAGCGGCUGACGGUUCGAGGCUCUGCUCCAGAUGAGGCUCCGGUUAGUUUACCGGCGCGCGUGCGCGAGAUCGUGUCCCGGAACCUGAGUCCUGACGCCGUCAUGUCGUCAGGUCUGUCUCUGCAGGAGGAGAAUCAUCUUCUCCAGAGUGAGUUGAGUCGAGUGGAGGAUCUGCUGGCACACAGUCGAGCAGAGCGGGACGAGCUGGCCAUCAAAUACAGCGCCGUCAGCGAGAGACUGGAGCAGGCUCUGCGUCUGGAUGCGGGUGCGGACGGCAAUGAGGCUGCAGACUCUGGCAGUCUGGCGCAGCAGAAUGUGGAGCUGCGGCGGCGUCUGGAGGAGGAGCAGGCGGCGUACAAGCGCAAACUCACAGCCUAUCAGGAGGGCCAGCAGAGACAAGCAGCGCUCGUGCAGAAACUACAGGCCAAGGUUCUCCAGUACAAGAAGAAGUGUGGAGAUCUUGAACAGGCGCUGCUGGAGAAAUCCAAUGGGGGCUGUGACGGCAGCAGUAAUGGGCACCGGCGGGAUGAGAACGAGCCGAGCAGUGACCUGGAGAGUGCCCUCAUCCGGCUGGAGGAGGAACAGCAGAGGAGUAGCGCUCUGUCCGCGGUUAACGCUAUGCUACGGGAGCAGCUGGAACAAGCCGGACUGGCUAAUGAGGCGCUCAGCCAGGACAUCCGCAGGCUCACUGCUGAUUGGACCAGAGCGAGGGAGGAGUUGGAGCAGAAGGAGUCUGAUUGGAGGAGAGAGGAGGAGUCAUUCCACAGCUACUUCAGCAGUGAGCACAGCCGUCUGCUGGCGCUCUGGAGGCAGGUGGUGAAUCUGCGUAGACAAGCCUGUGAGCUGAAGAGCGCCACCGACAGGGACCUGUCUGCGGUGCGCGGCGAGCUGGCGUGUGUGUCCCAGAGUGUGCAGCUGCAGUGUGUGAGUGUGUGUGCGGCGCUGCGCAGUGGAGAAAGGGACGGGUCUGCAGUGCUGCUGGAGAGAGAGACAGGUGUGCGGAUACAGCUGGAGCAGCAGCUCAGAGACACGGUGACGGAGAUGAUCCACCUGCAGACCAGGAGAGACGCAGAGAGUGCAGAGAUCAACACACGGCUUGUGGACGCAGUGCGAGAGCAGGAGCGCCUCAGAGCUCGUGUGGAGGACCGAGAGCAGGAAGUGACAACACUCAACAGGAAGUUGCAGGAACAGAAGAGUCUUGAGGAGGCUGAAGUUCACUCACUGAGGACACACACUGCAGCACUGCAGACAACACUCCGAGACAUCACACAGCUGCUGUGCUCUGACAGUGAGGCUGUGGACACACACACUGAGGAGUCUCUGCUGCCGCUGCUGCGCUCUUCAUCAUCAUCAUCAUCAUUACCCAUCAUGCCUGACAGCUGUCUGACUGCCCUGCGCUCUGCUGUCAACAACAGGAUCAUCCAGACACAGGAUCUGCAUGAGCGUCUGCAGGCUGCACAAUCAUUGGUUCAGCAGCUGCGCAGGCAGCAGGGAGAGGCGGAGUCACAGCGACGAGAGGCGGAGCUCCGCUCACAGACUCUGCAGAGAGAGAGAGAUGAGGCGGAGCGAGAGAGAGAGACGGCAGAGAGAGAGAGACAGCGGCUGCAGCAGGAGAGAGACACACUCUGCAGUGAGAAGCAUGCAGCAGACACAGCGGCGCAGGCGGAGCACACACACACACAGCUGCUGCAGAUGGAGAGCGAGAGACUGCAGGUGUGUGUGUCGUCUGCACAGAGAGAGAGGGAACACCUGCGGGACGAGCGAGACGCAGCGCUGGAGGAGAGAGAGAGAGCCCGCGCACACACCCAGCGCAUUCAGCAGAUGUGGGAGGAGUCAGAGAGUCGCUCAUCUUCCCUGCGGGCGGAGCUGGCGGCGCUGAGAGAGUGUGUGCAGCAGGGGGCGACAGAGAGACUGAUGCUGGACACACACAACACACAACUGAAGGACACACUCGCCAGGAGCGAGAGCAGUCAGGCUGAACUCUCCCUCAUGAUCACGAAGCUUCGUUCGGAGGAGUCGACUCUCAGAGAUUCGCUUGCUAAGAUGAGCAGCAUCAACGAGAGUCUGGCGCAGGACAAAGCCCAGCUCAACAGCGUCAUCGCGCAGCUGGAGGAGCAGAGGGGCGGGCUGCUGAGCCGGCAGAGGGAGGCGGAGCUAGAGAAGCUGACCAUCAGGGAUGAGCUGGUGCGCUCCGAGCAGGACCGGCUGGAGCUGGACUCCGCCCGCCUCGCUCUCCACCAAUCACUGCAGGAGGCGGAGCUGGCCAGGGCAGGGCUAGAGGCGGAGCUUCAGACGGCGCAGGCUGACCGAGUCAAGCUGCAGGACAGAAUUACACAGCUGAUUGGUGAAGUGGCUGGUUUGGAGGCGGAGCUUGUCUCCCUCCGGGGUGAAGGAGAGAGGAAGAGUGCUGCUCUUGAAGAGGUCGGGCAAGGGAGGGCGGAGCUUGUGCGGGAGAGGGCGGGGCUUUUGGUUCAGCUGACAGCAUCAGAGAGAGAGAACGCCAGUCUGACGGAGGAGCUCGCAGCCUUCAGGACAGAGAGGGAGGUUCUAGAGACGAGUCUGUUCGAGCUCCAGCAGCAGGUUAAUCAGAUGGAGUCUCAGCGUGAACAGCAGGAGUCGGAAAACCAGAGCCUGAGACUGCGUACAGACACCAUCACAGCGGAGCUGAAGCAUCUGCGUGCUGAAAGAGAGACAGUUGUGUGUGAGACGGAGAAGCAGAAGGAGGCUCUGAGAGAUGCGCUGUCAGCCGUGCAGCAGGAGACACAGCGAGCCCAGCGCACUGCCCUGUCUGACCACCAGGAGGAGCUGCAGCGGCUGGCCAAUCAGAAGGAGGCGCUGCGCUGCAGUCUGGAGGCUGAACACCAGGGGGCGCUGCGGCGGCUGCAGGAGCACCAGGAGGAGCAGAGGAGCCGGCUGCAGGAUGAGCGAGACCGGCUGCAGGAGGAGCUUCGGUGUCUGCAGCGCGACCGCGACCAGAGACUCUUACAGGCUGAAACCGACAAACAGCAGGCUCUGUCGGUGAAGGAUCUGGAGGCGGCGGUGCUGUCGGAGAAGCUGAGUGCCCUGCAGGCGGAGCUGAGUACUGCCACAGUGGAGCUGGAGAAGCUGAACCGAGAGACGGCGGCGUUUAAAGACAAGGAACGGGCUGCGGUUGCGUGUCUAAAUGCAGAAGUGCAGGAUCUGCGCAGUCAGCUGCAGGACGCCACGACUGCACACGCUCGAGAGCUGCGCAGACUGCAGGAGAACUGCGGAGACCAGCAGACGCGAGCCGACACUGCACUCACAGAGCUGGAGGAGUGUCGCACGCUCCUGUCGACCGCGGAGGAGAGCCGAGACGCCGCCAGACGAGAACUGCUGGAGGCGGAGACACGUUUGUGCCAGAUACGAGAUGUGGGGGAGGGGCAUAAACGAGAAGAGGCGGAGCUACGGCGCUCUCUCAGUGAUGUCUCCAAGGAGAGGGACGCUCUCAGCCAAUCAAACGGCCAGCUGAGGGAAGCCCUGAGAGCAGCAGAGAGCGAGAGAAUCAGUGUGAAACGUGUGUGUGAGGAGCAGCAGCAGAAGCUGUGUGUGCUGGAGGAGUGUGUUUCGUCUGCGCAGACGGAGGUGUCGGAGUUGCGGAGCUGCCUGCGGGAGGUGGAGAAAUCCAGACUGGAGGCCCGCAGGGAGAUGCAGGAGCUGCGCAGACAGCUGAAGGCUCUGGACAGUGAGUGUGUGCAGCAGCAGCAGCAGUGCGGUGAUCUUCAGGCGCGUGUGUGUGUGGAGCAGCAGAAGCAGCAGCAGUGCAGUCGAGAGCUGAACACAGUAAAGCAGAAACUCACAGAUGCAGACGCCGCCACACACACACUGCAGAAAGAGCUGUCGCUCCUGCAGCGGCGUCUGGCCGAGAGCGAGGCGUGUUUGCGCAAUCGUGAGCGUGAGCUAGCGGCGCAGCUACAGGAGGCUAGCGGCACGCAGCAGAAGCUCCAGGACGAGGUGUGUAAGCUGAGUGUGCGCUCUCAGACGGCUGCAGACACGGCUGCGCAGGUGCAGCUGGAGCUCAGUGCGGCGCAGGGUCGGCUGGCGGCCACCGAGGCGGAGCUAUCGCGAGCGGAGGCGGGGCGUCGCGACCUGGAGUUCCGCCUCUCCAGUCUGCAGUCGGCGCUCACACGUACGCUAGGCAUUGGCGCCAGUGGGCGGAGUAGCAGCAGGGGGCGAAGUCCCACAGGCUCCUCCCCUUCCUCUAUGACCUCAGGGAUGAUGUCUCGCCAUCGGAGUGUGUCUCCACUGCACUGCUCACUAUCGCCACCCAAAGAUGUGGCCAAUCACGUGUCUCCUGAUAGCUCCAUGAUGCUGCGGCCGCUGUCUCCAGAGCGCAGUGACGGCCCGCUGCCCGUCGCCCCGCCCGAGCUGGAGCCACAGGAGCUGCGCAGCCGCCUGAGGGAGUUCUUGCUGGAGCUGCGGGACGCACAGAGGGAACGGGACGAGGUCAGGGGUCAGCUGGGGUCACUGCAGACGGAGUUACAGGAAGUGACGGGAGAGAGAGACUCCGCUUACCAGCGCCUCACUCAGCUGCACAACACACUGCAGGAGUGCCAAGAGGAGAAGCGUGCUGCAGAUGCUAAGCUGUCGUCGGCUGAAGCGCAGCUGCAGGAGCGUGACGAGUGUAUGCGGAGAGCAGAGCGGGAGCGGCGAGCGCUAACCGAGCGAAUCUCAGAGCUGGAGCGGCAAAUGCUAAACACUGACACCGAGCGCAAGCGUGUGGAGGAGCAGUGCAGUCAGCUACGUGCGGGAGAGGCGCGGCUGGAGGCGGAGCGGCGGCGACUGCGAGAGGCGCUGGAGGCUGCGGAAGGGCGGGGCACAAGGGUGGAGUUGGGGAGGCGGAGCCUAGAGGGAGAGCUACAGCGAAUCAGGCGGAGUCUGGCAGAGAAGGAGGCGGAGAUUCAGACAGCUCACCAGCGACUCGAGGGCGCCACCAAACAGGUGUCGGAGGCCGAGCUGCGCGUCUCCUGUCUGCAGCGGGAGCUGGAGCGGCUGACAGUGCAGCUGUCUAAAGCUCAGGAUGGAGAGCGUCUGCUGCAGGAGCGAGUGCUGUCUCUCUCUCACAGCCUGCAGGAGGCCACAGACGCUCACAGCGCCACCCACAGCCGUCUCACUGCACUGCAGAAGAGCCUGAGCCAGGCGGAGGGAGAGCGCAGACAACUGCAGGAGCGUGUGGAUGCACUCAGAGCCUCAGCUGCAGACGGGAAGCGCAGUACAGACGCCCUCACUGAGCGCGUGCAGACGCUGCAGACGGAGCUGAAGCAGAGCCAGCAGAGCAGAGCAGAGCUGGAGACGCAGCUGCACAACACACAGCAGGCUCUGCGUCUGCGCUCGGAGACUCUGGCCGCGGCUCAGCUCAGUCUCCAGGCUGCGCAGACAGACAGGUCGGCUGCAGAGGAGCGUCUGCGCAGUCUUCAGAGAGCUGUCGCCCUGCUGGAGACCGAGAAGAGGGAUGCAGAGAGACAGGCCGUGAGGAUGGAGAAAGACAGGGCGGCGCUCAGGAGCACACUGGACAAGGUGGAGCGUCAGAAGCUGCAGACGGAGGAGAGCAGUGUUCGUCUGAGUGUGGAGAAGAGUCGAUUGGACAGAUCACUCAACAGCACAGAGCAGGAGCUGCAGGAGGCACACACACAGAUCACACUGCUGCAGGCUCAGCUGGUGGAGAUGGAGCAGAGUCACCGCGGCUGCGAGCACCAGAGCCGUCAGCAGGAGGAGGCGGAGCGGGAGGCGGAGCGACUGCGGCUCAGCCAGAGGGAGGCGGAGCGCACACUAGCGGCCCGCGAGAGAGCACACCGGCAGCGGGUCAGGGGUCUGGAGGAGCAGCUCAACACCCUGAAGGAGCAGCUGCAGCAGGAGAUCCGGAGGAGGAGCCCGGCACUGCCCCCCGCACUCAGCUGACCACACCCACUGCUGACUGCAACCUCAGCUGACCCCGCCUUUCAUCUGACCACAGUGGAGGUGCCCUCUGCUGACCACAAUCUCAGCUGACCCCCUCAGCUGACUCACUGCCCUCCGCUGACCCCACCCUCAGCUGAUCCCCAGCACUGCCCCCCACCUUAAAUUAAACUUACUUACUAUACUGUUCAGCCCAAUAGUUGGGUUUGUCCAUAUUUGACCCAACUAUGGGAUGAAACAGCCCAGCAGUUAGUGUAUGGAUUAUGUAAACGGUUUAUAACUACGCCAGCAUGCUACAGGCAGAUCUACAUGUGUUGAUUUGAAACACAAAUGUUUAUGAUAAUCAGACAAACUAGAAAGCCUACAGUCCCAUGAUGCACUGCCACUGUCUCCGUCCACCUGUUCACACACACAUUAUGGAAUAUUGCAUGAAAACGGCUUCAUUGAAAUGCCAAGAUGCGCAUACAUUGAUCAGAUAACAGAAACUGCUCAUAAUCCUGUACGGAUCACAGCCCACGGUUCAGAACACGCCACCUGCAGAUCAAUACGUUGUUCACUUGUAGAUUAAUCCUGAAUAUGUAACGAUGACAGAGAGAUGGCCUCUCACAUCACUCAGAUCACACGUAUGAAAGCUUUUCAGCUUCCCUGUAAAGUAUGAUGGCAGAGGAAGCUGUGUUGGGUUAUUGGAGAUGUGCUGCUGGGUUUCUCAGGUUAUUAAAGGUGUUUUAAAGGUUGAGAGAACAGCUUAUAGUUCAGAUAACACCGCUGAUGUUGAUGGUGCAGAUUAUAAAUCACCAUCAUGUUCAUUCAACGACACUCAGAAUUUACAGUUGUAGGCAGCAAUCACAUUAUUUGAUCAGUAGGUGGCGACACCAGCCAUUAAAAAUACACCACAGAAUAACUUCAGAAAUGAUCAUGAGCAAUGAAACAUGAAGAUUAAUGAGUGAAGAACUGAACCAUUUAUGGACCAUGAGAAUAAAAAUAGAUAUGAAUUGUAUGAUUUCUACAUUUAGUGUUAUUAUCAGCAAGAGAAGUAGUAACAGCGAGUUUUACACUGAAUAUUAGAGUUUAUUUCUAUUCAGCUGAUUAUUUCCUGUUAUUAUUUUUAAUUAAAUUACAGGUAUUAGAGCCAAAAGGGUCUUGCAGUGCUGUUUCUGUAAUAAAUAGAAAACUAAUUAUAUUUGUCAUCUCCUUUUUGGCUGAUCCGUCACUAAAAAACUCUACUGUGAUCUGAACCGGGAGAUCUGUGAUCAUUACACCACUAGUGUAUCCACAUUUCAGUAUUUUGAGCACUCGUUGGCUGUGCUUCAUGGGAGGGGGCAUUUCCUGCACAGCAUUAUGGGUAGUGUAGUUUUGUAGAACUAGCAUCACACAAGUUUUAAAAAUAAGUUGAGUUAAUGUGAAGAGAUUAAUGAACAUUCCACCGUGCUCAGCAGGUCUGUUUUUAAAGCUUUAUGAGUUUAUUUUAUUAUUCCCAGAGCUGACUACAGCUGAGUAUUUCUAACCUCACUGAAACAGUAAAUGUAGGAUAUUUUAAGGGCCUAGACUUUUUUAUGGAGAUUUUUACAAUGGUAAUUCAGGCCUGUAGCCAGGGGGGGUUCGGGUGGGUCCAGAACUUGUCCCAUACAUGAGCUCAUUUGUACUAUUGACUGCUGUGCCAUCAUAAAUAGUGAAAAUAACCCAUGGAAGAGAGCUUGAAGACAGAAAUGUGAUGUGAAGUCCUCUUUCACUACUGAGCGACUGUAAUGUUAAAUAGAAAAAACAUUGACUAAAUCUUCAACCUUAUUCUGGAAAGAAAAAUGACCAAUAAAAAGCUGUGAAGCACCAAAAGCUCAUUUUGAAGCAAAUUAAAGGUCAUUUUAAAAUUAAAUUGUGCAAAUGUACUUCUUUACAAGAGAGGCUAGAAAAUUGGGAAGCUCUGCGUUGUUAUUAUUAUUAUUAUGUUUUAUUUUUUAUUAUUUAAAUGGCCAAUAUCUGACUGAGGACAGCUGACUGUGCUGCCUGUUUGAUUGAUAAAUGUGUAUUUUAAACAUAAGUAUAAAUAAUGUUUUCCAUAUUGCUUUAUUCUAAACCUUUAGGAAAUGUUUUUGGUACAUCAAGAAGUGUAGUUAAGAUGACCAUCUGAGCGAAUGCUGACUAAAAUAGAGCUCAAAAUAUCACCAACAUGCACAGUUAAACAGAAAAUGAGGUGAAUAAAUGAAAAAAGCCCGUUCAUCAGGCUGGCUAUGGGCCUGUAAUGAAGCACAGUUUAUUCUUAAAUGACCUCACUGUAAUCUCGUUAGCAUCACUGUAAUGUGACGUUUGUUCAUGUAUUAUUAAUAAUCUUCAACACUGACACACACGUGAAUGUUUCUCUGUAAUAUUUACACAUUAUUAGUGUUUUUAAACUCGUAACUAAUCUUCAUUUGAUUGAUUGUGAAUCGCGGCGUUGUGAACAUGUUUACUGUCUGUAACUCAUAAAGCUGUUUACUGUAGUUUACUCACACAAAUUCCCCAAGUUAUGGACUCUUACCUGAGAGAUGGUCGAUAUUAAAGUGUCCAGCUUCAUGCUGAUGUACGAAUGUUUACACAGCAGGUAAGAAGCUCGCCGCGGUGUUGUUCAAAUGUCGUGUCGAUUUGAAAGGUCUGUCUACAGUUCCAGUGCGGUGGCCGCGCGCUUUUUAACCCCCGCAGCGCGCGCAGACAUUUAAAAUAACGGACUCUCACUGACAGCGAUAUUGGCGGCAAUUCACCGAGAUAAGACACUAACGGCUAAAUAUACCAGUCAUUGUUAUUUUAAUACUGUCUGCAAUAAUAUUACGGUGCAAGUAACUUACAGUUAUUCCAAAAAUAAACUAAUAUAGUCAUCGCGCUUUAGAGCUUCAUUCAACAAAACAACAUUACUCUGACAUAAUAAUAAUCAUAAAUAUUUGAAUGAAUAGUUUACUAGUGUUUUUCUUUGUGUGUGUGUGUGUG
Messenger RNA from Danio aesculapii, 9093 nucleotides. RefSeq names its product rootletin-like. The coding region runs from base 145 to 6141 and encodes 1998 amino acids. NCBI's taxonomy places the organism in Eukaryota, Metazoa, Chordata, Actinopteri, Cypriniformes, Danionidae. The record is from RefSeq and is a predicted model, not a curated record. The transcript is spliced from 36 exons.